AUCAGUUUAUGUCUAUGAGUGGCAAAGACGUGUGAGUGUUUGUGUGGGGAGACGAACUUGGUAUUGUUGUGGUUGUGGUGAACUGUGCUGGUUUGAACAACUAAAUUUACAAGUUCAAUCUUCGCUGCAUUGAACAUUAAUUACUUUUUAACAAUUUCAAAAAACAAUAAGUGAAACUAAAUUAAUGGUGCAAUAUUUAUGACAUUCUAAAAUGUCAUCUCCCAGCGCUGGCAAAAGACGUAUGGACACUGAUGUUAUUAAACUCAUAGAAAGCAAACAUGAGGUGACAAUUCUGGGGGGUUUGAAUGAAUUUUGUGUCAAAUUUUAUGGACCAAGAGGAACGCCUUAUGAAGGUGGCGUUUGGAAAGUUCGGGUACAUUUACCCGAACAUUAUCCAUUCAAAUCACCCAGUAUAGGGUUCAUGAACAGAGUUUAUCACCCCAAUAUAGAUGAAGUAUCAGGUACAGUUUGUUUAGAUGUUAUUAAUCAAGCUUGGACAGCACUUUAUGAUUUAUCCAACAUUUUUGAGUCGUUUCUUCCCCAACUAUUAACAUACCCAAAUCCAAUUGAUCCUUUGAAUGGGGAUGCAGCUGCAAUGUAUCUUCACAAACCUGAGGAAUACAAGAAAAAAGUUUCUGAAUAUGUUAGAAAAUAUGCCACAGAGGAAGCAUUGCGCGGUGGGGAAAACAUAAGUUCAGAUAGCGAGUCUAGCAUGUCAGAUUUUUCAGAAAAUGAGGCCGAGGAUAUGGAGUUAUAACGCCGGCUGUUGACAUCUUUUAUUAUUCAUUAUGCUCGCUCAAUCAAACUUCCUCAUUGGCUGAAAAAUUCUGAUUUAGAGUUAAAAUGUGAUGUGCUUAAACUGUUAUUUAUAUUAUCUUGAUUGUUUUGCAUUUUAUAGUUUAUUUUGUUGCCCAGUCUGUCUCAGGGUUAAAAAAAACUGGAAUGCAGUCUUUGUAAGACACGGGCAGACAUUAUUUUUAAGACUUAGGGUUUAAAUGCAUUAGGGACAGUGGAGAACAAUUUUAUUUAUUGCUUUUGCAGUUUUUUUUUUUUGGAGGACCAGCUUUAUUAUAAGUUUGAAAUAGAUAUCUGAAAACCAAAAUUAUUUCAAACUUACACCAACCAAGAGUCAUUUUUUAGCAAAUUGAUUUUUAUUGUAUUAUGGUUUUUUAAUAAAACUCUCCUUUUUACAAAAUAUAUUGUGGAUAAAUUUGUGAAUAAAACAUAUUUGUACCUCGUUAGGUUCAAGUUCAUAGUUAUUCGCUAGCUAUUUCAAGAAAUAAGUACUCUCGGUGGUUGGCUAGUGGCGUAUCAAUGGAAUCCAGAGUACUAAUAGUACACUCAAAACCACCAAAAAAAAAAAGUUGAAUCAGUCACAUUGUUUUGCAUGGACCUCUUUGUUGUCAUUUAUUUUUAAUUAAAUUAAUAUUAUUGCAGAAUAUAUUGUGGAUACAUUUGAGUUGAACACAUUUUUUUAAUAUAUUUUUAUUUCCUUAGGUUCAUAUUCACAGUUGCUAGCUAGCCAUUUCAAGAAAUAUAUACUUUCAUUUGUUGGUAUGUGGCGUACCCCAGGGUGGUCUGAAUUUUUGGUAACAUCAUUACAUCAGGUAUUGGCAACUUAACACAGCAAACCGACAACAUAUAAAACUCUGCCUGUGAUAAGAAUAAAAAUUAUCAAAAAAUAACACAUGGCACCCUGUUUAGUUAAUAGAAAUUACCUACUUAUCUUGUUGUAACUCAGUCAAAACGGAAUGUUUUUUUAUUGUACACGAAAUGUUUCCAGUAGGCCUCAGAUUCCUUUUUUUUUUAUUUAUAGGAAUAUCGAUCUACACAAAUUCCAAAUUUCUAGCACGUAUUUUUUUUAUUUAUGUAUAUUAUUAAUUUACACAUAUCCAUUUCGGACAUUAAAAAAGGAGGAAAUAUUUUUUUUUAAUUUAUUUUUUUGUAUGCUUAUACCGCAUUGUGGACAAAAAAGGUGUAUAAAAUCCGAGCGACAAACAUUUUUAUGUAUAUAUGUUUUUAAUUUAUAUAUGAAGACAUCAAUCUAAACAAGCCCCGAAUUUCGGUUAUUGCAGACGAAAAACAUUUUUUCGUGUUUCUUUAUUAUGUAUAUUUUUGAUUAACACAAAUUCUGCAUUUUUACAAGUCACUCGAAACUUCUCGUUUCGGUAUCCAACUGACCUGCCCAGUAAUGUCGAUUAAGAAAACUAACAAAUGAAUCAUCAAAACCAAAAAAACAGCUUGUGAAAUAAAAUAAUAGGCGUGAUUUGCUAAUACAUUUGUUAAAAAUACCCAGUGGUCUGAGCAGAUACUCAUUUUUUUGUUGCGUAUAUUAUAUAUGAUUUGUAUAUUAGCGGAAUAGGUGUGCAAUUAAUUUCAGAGUGAAAAUGGCGUUUUUGUAUUUUUGUUGCACAAUAGUGUAUAUAUUGAAUGACAAAAGUGCUUCUAAUAGCAAAAGCUUACUAAACCAACAAGCCAUUAUUGCAAAGUAAGUUUUGGUCCUGUUAACUUUAUCUACUUAGUUGAACAGAUAAGUUUUUGUGGUCUCAUUAAAUACCUAACUGUAAAUAGAUAUGUUUAUCGAUUAUUAUUUAAAAAUCAUUUGAGUACUUUCUCUAAGACAGGAUGUAUUUUUAUAUAGAAAACCUUUUCGUGUGUUUUUUCAUAUUUUGAUGUAAGGCUAGUUUAUAAGAGUUUAAAUCUGUCAUAAGUAACCAUUUUUGGAAAGUUUAUCAUAAUGUGUCUUAUUAGUGAGUUAAGUUUUUAUAGUUUGACAGCGAACAUACAAAACGUUUGAAACAAAAAGUACAGGCAAAUUUCUGGUCAUUUAAGAAUCUUGCACUAUAGUAUAUAUAAUAUUUACAUCAAAAGUAUGUUUGCGGAUGGACUAUAACUGCACAAUAAUUAUUGGGUUUUAAGUCUAGCUGUUGUCAAUGAAAAAAUAUAUUGAAAAAACAUUGUCCUCGCGCAAUGACAAAAAUACAUCACGUUUAUAUUUUUAACUACGACUAAUAAAAAGAAUUUUAAAGUGUAGGUCAUAUUGGUAGCGUAACCUUAUCAAA
Molecule: messenger RNA, 3062 nt
Organism: Cylas formicarius (sweet potato weevil)
Lineage: Eukaryota; Metazoa; Arthropoda; Insecta; Coleoptera; Brentidae
Gene: UbcE2H
Product: ubiquitin-conjugating enzyme E2 H
Exons: 5
Coding region: 212-757 (181 amino acids)
Biological process (GO): ubiquitin-dependent protein catabolic process; protein polyubiquitination
Cellular component (GO): nucleus
Molecular function (GO): ubiquitin conjugating enzyme activity
Source: RefSeq, a predicted model, not a curated record